Chara braunii is the source of this 2619-nucleotide messenger RNA. The record is from the annotation of a GenBank genome assembly. NCBI's taxonomy places the organism in Eukaryota, Viridiplantae, Streptophyta, Charophyceae, Charales, Characeae.
CGUCGAGAAGUCGAAGCGGGAGUUCACUCUACUAGAGAAGGUGAUCGAGGACAGGUUGAGGCGAAUCUGUCUGGGAGUUCGGGUAAUGAGGAGGCGAUCGUGGAUUGAAAAUUCGUAAAGCGCAUGCUACGCGUACAGGCUGCAUCAGCGGGGCUGGCGGGGAAGAACUACCGAGACGGAAGGUGCAACACGAGAUCGGCAGAAGCCAGCACGAAGAGUGAGAGAGAGAGAGAGCUAGCGAGCGAGCGAGCGAGCGAGCGAGAGAGAGAGAGAGAGAGAGAGAGAGAGAUGGCCUGGUGCGUGGGGAGGCAGUGUGCGGCAGCUGCUGCGGCUGCUGUCUGUAUGUCAGUGCUGUGCUUGGCGGUGUGGCCGCAGCAAGCGGUGUGUGGCCUUGACGUGGCGCGAGUGCCACUGACCACUGACUCGGAGAAUGAUUUGGUACAGUCGGAGGAGUGGGUGAAACAGAGGAUGCGGGGAGCGUGGAACGAUUUCUGGGGGACGUUGUCCUCUUCCGUGAAGAAUGCGGGGUUGCACGGUGCAACCGACGCCGACGCCGAUGCCGACGGUGAUAUCGCCGACGACAGGAGUGAUGAUCCUGGUUAUGCCUCUGACUGGGGUGUUGGCGACUCACAUGGCGGGCUCGUUGAGGAGGUGGGAGCAGACCUGAAGCGGACCCGUCGGAGUUCGAAUCCUAUGCGCACGCUGUGUAUUCCGGUGACAGCGCAGCUCGUGGAAGAUCACGAAGGGCGCCAUCGCUGCGUGUACGAGACUGAGAGAGGUCACAAGGCUGUUGGAGUGGCGUACGACCUUGACGAUGUCCCCGACGAUAGGAAGACCGAGCUUAGUGUGGUGAUGGCUGACUACGACAAACUGUACAGAGGCGGUCAAUGCUUGAACGACUUCCAGAUCACAGCUCUGCUGGCCAUCGACGUGAAGAGAGCUCUCGAUCGUGUGGCUGGAUGCGUUCGUAACCUGGACGACAUCUGCUGCGACGUGCAGUCGGCGCUUGCGGACGUCAUGUUUGCAGUCGGCGAGAGCGAGUUCUGCUCCGAGAGGUUCCUCAACUUCCGGGAGGAAGUUAGCGCGAAGGACUGGCAGAAAGCGGCCUCCGCUCUGCGCUGCUUUGACUGGUGUAAGGACGACAGGCGGUCUAGGCGGUGCGAACACGAUGCGAGCAUCAUUCACGUGGGGUGCUAACUACAAUGUGUUCGAAGCGAGCAUCAUUCAUGUGGGGUGUAACUACACAAAUGCCACGUGUCUGCAGGCGACCUAUGACUGUACUGAUGUUAUCUGUGACGAAGACGCCUAGCGCCGCUCGUUGGACUAUGGGCGUAGUUCGUUCUGUGUUGGAAGUGGGCCUCCCUCCAUUACUCACGAACUGUGCAACAAGGUCAUGAAUCGUCCGCUAGAACGUGGGCAUCGCGGCUGUAUUCUAGUGGAUAUGUGGUGCGCAGUGGAGAGAGGCCCACUGGUUGCGUGUUUUGUCAAUGAAUCGUGUGGAAGUGAGGAUGCAGUCCAUGGACGCCGGUUCGUCUUUGCAGCGGUUUUUGUUUCUAAGUGAGUGUCGAUGGCGGUCCCAGGGGAUGGUACGGUCAUACCGCGGCUAAUGCGCCCAAUGCCUACCCGAUCUCGGAAGUAUAGCGCCGCUGGGCUGUAAUAGUACUGGGAUGGGUGACUUCAUGGGGUUUUGAUUUGUCGUUGUGACGGCGUUUCCGUGGACCUGUAAGUGUCCAUGUUGGUUGUUCAUCACGCCGUGGAGUUUCGAUCUGGGGCUGAUUUGUCGUUGACAGUGUAACGGCGUAGUGAUCUAUAAGUGUCCAUGUUGAUUGCAUCACGCCGUGCAGUUUCGAGGAGGUAGUGUGGGCAGCGGUAGCUACGAUGGAAUUUUCAGUUGUGAUAAAGGUAGGUACGGCCCUCCGAACCUGGUGGAAUUAAGCCCAAGGUGUUGUGUAAUAGAGGGGCUCUCGGUUGAGGGCUUGGUUGAAGAGGCUCUGGUGAGGGCUUUAACGACGUCGAGCAAUACGAGGGAGAUGUGUGCCGUUAGGUUGUAGCAGUUUGGAGGUAAUACGAAGUUGUUGAAGAGUAUGUCUGAGACUUGAGUGCAUCCGAAGGACGCACGUUUUUUUGUGUUAGUCGCUUCCAGCGUUGUCUGAGCUUUGAAGUAGGUCAUGGUGGGUAUGAAGCAGAAGCAGACCAUGGUUGGUAGGAAAUGGUGUAUUGUGAUGGUGAGUACUCAGUCUGAAGUCUUGCGGGACUUUCAAGGAUCACCAGGGGUUGAAGCUUUUGUAUGGAGUUGUGGAGGUAGAUACUACAGAUGACUUUGUAGUCCGUUUCUUCCACAAUCAUGUUUGUUACGGUUUGUAUUCUGCCUUACGUAGUUGGACGGAAUGUGGCUGCAAUUUGUGGUGAGAUGCAUGCAUAAUGCCGGAGUAAGGUUACGAAGACGAUAGAUGGGAUCUGGCCGCAAAAUGUGCUCAGACGUUUCCGGAAUGCCGUAGUUAGUGGGUUCAUGAGUGUUAGGGUCUGAAGCAGAUGCAGCACCAAGAUGUCUCCCUGUUCGAGUGCAAUUCGUUUGUGCUUCAUUGUGCACGUCUAUUUUCACAUCGCACCUGGGCGUGA